This is a messenger RNA of Solea solea (common sole), 3054 nucleotides long. Its product is annotated as gastrula zinc finger protein XlCGF26.1-like. The coding region runs from base 98 to 1537 and encodes 479 amino acids. The transcript has 2 exons. Gene Ontology annotation, molecular function: RNA polymerase II cis-regulatory region sequence-specific DNA binding; DNA-binding transcription repressor activity, RNA polymerase II-specific. Gene Ontology annotation, biological process: negative regulation of transcription by RNA polymerase II. The record is from RefSeq and is a predicted model, not a curated record. Gene Ontology annotation, cellular component: nucleus. NCBI's taxonomy places the organism in Eukaryota, Metazoa, Chordata, Actinopteri, Pleuronectiformes, Soleidae.
GAAAUAACACGAAGAAGAAAAGACGUCCUGCUUCCGGUUCUGACAGAACUAGCUACUAGUUAGUUAGCAGCUGACUGGACGGCUAACAGCGGAGGAGAUGGACGACGUGCAGCAGCUGCUGCUGAUGAAACAAGAAGUUCCCUCUGAGCAGCAGCAGUGCCGCUCCGGUGUGGACCAGGAGGAGGCGCCAGAGUGCCCCCACAUCAAAGAGGAAGAGGAGGAAGUGAGCAUCAAACACGAGGAGGAGGCGGAGAUCAUCGCUGUGACUGUGAAGAGUGAAGAAGAUGAAGAGAAACCCGAGUCCUCACAGCUUCAUCAUCACAGUCUCACUGAGGACAACGCAGACCACUGUGGACCACCAGAACCAGAACCAGCCAGCAACUCAGGUCCACAUGGUCCUGAGCACCAGACUGAAGACUCUUCUGAGACUGAGGACAGUGACGAUGACGGGAAGGAGACGAGUGAAGCUUCAGGUUUAAAAGCAGUGACAGGAAACAGCGGAGAGAACGUGUUCAGCUGCUCUGAGUGCGGGAAAGGAUUCAGCAACAAGAAGAACCUGAGGAAACACGAGAAGAUUCACACGGGAGAGAAACUGUGCAUCUGUUCAGAAUGUGGUUUAAGAUUCAUCUACGAGUCCAGUCUGAAGAGACACGUGAGGAUCCACACGGGAGAGAAGCCGUACCGCUGCUCCGAGUGCGGCCAAGGCUUCGUGUACAAAUAUAAUCUGCUGUCGCACAUGUCGUCACAUUCAGGAGAGAAACCGUUCACCUGCUGCGAGUGUGGGAAAGGAUUCAUGCAGAAGGUCGAUCUGACUUCACACGAGAAGAGCCACUUAGGAGAGAAACCGUUCUGCUGCUCCGAGUGCGGGAAGUGUUUUGUCAGGAAGAGACAUCUGAGGUCACAUGAGAAGAUCCACACGGGAGAGAGGCCGUUCACCUGCUCCGAGUGUGGGAAAGGAUUCACGGUGAAGGGAGAUCUGAGGUCACACGAGAGGAGUCAUCUGGGAGAGAAACCGUUCAGCUGCUCCGACUGUGGCAAGAAGUUCAUCAGGAAGAGUAACCUGAGGGCGCAUGAGAAGAUCCACACCGGGGAGAAACUCUUCAGCUGCUCCGACUGUGGCAGGAAGUUCAACGAGAAGAGUAAUCUGAGGAAACACGAGAAAAUCCACACGGGCGAGAAACCGUACACCUGCUACGAGUGCGGGAAGAGUUUCAACGAGAAGAGUAAUCUGAGAAAACAUGAGAGGAUUCACACGGGAGAGAAACCCUUCUGCUGCUCUGUGUGUGGGAAAGGAUUCAUCCAGAAGGGAAACCUGAGAUCACACGAGAAGAUCCACACGGGACUGAAACUGUUCAGCUGCUCCGAGUGCAGCAAGAAGUUCACCGAGAAGAGGAAACUGAGAGCUCACGAGAAAACUCACUCUGGAGAGAAACCGUUCAGCUGCAGCAUCUGUGGCAAGAGAUUCACCGAGAAGAGAAGCCAGAUACGACACAUGUCUGUCCACGCUAAAGACUCCUACUGGACUGUCACUGUCUAAUCCACCAGAUUAACCCACAGUUAAUCCAGAUACGACACAUGUCUGUCCACGCUAAAGACUCCUACUGGACUGUCACUGUCUAAUCCACCAGAUUAACCCACAGUUAAUCCAGAUACGACACAUGUCUGUCCACGCUAAAGACUCCUACUGGACUGUCACUGUCUAAUCCACCAGAUUAACCCACAGUUAAUCCAGAUACGACACGUGUCUGUCCACGCUAAAGACUCCUACUGGACUGUCACUGUCUAAUCCACCAGAUUAACCCACAGUUAAUCCAGAUACGACACGUGUCUGUCCACGCUAAAGACUCCUACUGGACUGUCACUGUCUAAUCCACCAGAUUAACCCACAGUUAAUCCAGAUACGACACGUGUCUGUCCACGCUAAAGACUCCUACUGGACUGUCACUGUCUAAUCCACCAGAUUAACCCACAGUUAAUCCAGAUACGACACGUGUCUGUCCACGCUAAAGACUCCUACUGGACUGUCACUGUCUAAUCCACCAGAUUAACCCACAGUUAAUCCAGAUACGACACGUGUCUGUCCACGCUGAAGACUCCUACUGGACUGUCACUGUCUAAUCCACCAGAUUAACCCACAGUUAAUCCAGAUACGACACGUGUCUGUCCACGCUGAAGACUCCUACUGGACUGUCACUGUCUAAUCCACCAGAUUAACCCACAGUUAAUCCAGAUACGACACGUGUCUGUCCACGCUAAAGACUCCUACUGGACUGUCACUGUCUAAUCCACCAGAUUAACCCACAGUUAAUCCAGAUACGACACGUGUCUGUCCACGCUAAAGACUCCUACUGGACUGUCACUGUCUAAUCCACCAGAUUAACCCACAGUUAAUCCAGAUACGACACGUGUCUGUCCACGCUAAAGACUCCUACUGGACUGUCACUGUCUAAUCCGCCAGAUUAACCCACAGUUAAUCCAGAUACGACACGUGUCUGUCCACGCUAAAGACUCCUACUGGACUGUCACUGUCUAAUCCGCCAGAUUAACCCACAGUUAAUCCAGAUACGACACGUGUCUGUCCACGCUAAAGACUCCUACUGGACUGUCACUGUCUAAUCCGCCAGAUUAACCCACAGUUAAUCCAGAUACGACACGUGUCUGUCCACGCUAAAGACUCCGACUGGACUGUCACUGUCUAAUCCGCCAGAUUAACCCACAGUUAAUCCAGAUACGACACGUGUCUGUCCACGCUAAAGACUCCUACUGGACUGUCACUGUCUAAUCCACCAGAUUAACCUACAGUUAAUCCAGAUACGACACGUGUCUGUCCACGCUAAAGACUCCUACUGGACUGUCACUGUCUAAUCCACCAGAUUAACCUACAGUUAAUCCAGAUACGACACAUGUCUGUCCACGCUAAAGACUCCUACUGGACUGUCACUGUCUAAUCCACCAGAUUAACCUACAGUUAAUCCAGAUACGACACGUGUCUGUCCAUGCUACAUGAUCGAGCAUUUGUCACAUGAUCGAGCGUUUGUCACAUGACAAUAAUGA